UGACAGUAAUAAUGUAGAAAUAAAUUUCACAAACAAAACACAAGACACUAAUAAAUUGACCAAUUUUGGGAAAGGGCGAACCGCAUUUCAGAGAAUCCUUGAGAUGAAGUUCCGCAGCAAUGGAAGGACUCUCUGGACUUUGGCAAGGAGCUCGGUUAGGCAGCAGACUCGAAAUGCGGUCGUCAAAAAAAUGCUAAUCGCCAGCUUUAGCAGCAGUUCCAAGGAAAACUUAAACUCGGAUCAGCCCAACCUUCUAAAGUACCACGUUUUACCGCUCGAAGAGACCCUGAAACGCUUUAUGACCACUGUUGAACCCCUGCUGUCUCCCGAGGAGAUGGCCAAACAGAAGGAUAUAACUGCCAAGUUCUUGAGGAGGGAUGGUCGCGAUCUGCAGAAGCUCCUGGAAGAAGUUGGCCGCAAGGAGAAGAAUUGGUUGGCCCACCGGUGGUUGAAAGUUGCCUACCUACAGUUUCGAUCACCGGUCACCGUCUUUGUGAGUCCCGGCAUGACAUUUCCCCGACAAUGUUUUGAAAAUACCCACGAAUUUGUUGACUACACGUCCAGAGUUAUCUUCGGAUUGGGUGAGUUCAACGACCUGGUGCAUGCCAAAAAAAUUCCGAUUGUUAAGAUGGGCGGAAAGGAAUUGGACAACAGUCAGUUUGGCAAGGUAUUCGGCACAUGUCGGAUACCUAGGAGAUCUACCGACGACAUCGUCUAUAAUCCGUGCUCCGAUUAUGUGGUGGUGAUCUACAAGAAUCAUUUUUACCAACUAAAAAUCUAUGAUGAGAAGGGAAAACUUAUCAUCGCUCCCUGCCUGGCUGUUCAGCUGGAGGAGAUCAUGUCGAAGGAAUCGAAAUGUGGAGUUCCCUAUGGUAUUUUGACCACCGACUCGAGGGACAACUGGGCCGAGGCCUACGAACAUCUCUCGAACACACCUCGAAACAGUGACGCCCUGAAGACCAUUCAAAAUGCUCUAUUUACCGUCUCUCUGGACAAGUGUACCUCGCCAAAAGAAGGUCAAGAGGACGAAGAGUUAAUUCUAUCGCUGAUCCAUGGAAAUGGUAGUAAAGCCAACAGUGCCAAUCGCUGGAUGGAUAAAACCAUCCAGUUGGUGGUGAACCCGAAUGGAAACGUGGGAUUCACCUACGAGCACUCGCCAGCCGAGGGUCAGCCCAUCGCCAUGAUGAUGGACUAUGUGGUGAAGAAGCUGAAGGAUGAUCCUAGCUACGGGGAAUGCGGUUCGGAGGAUUUUACGCCGGCGAAAAAAAUACAGUUCUGUGACGUUACUAAAUGCGUUGAGCAAUGGCUGAUGAUCGCUCAAAGAAACAUUGAUAAGCUGGCCAGGGCGCUGCAAAUUAAGGUUCUUCGGUUCGAGGGCUAUGGAAAGGAUUUCAUAAAGAAGCAGCGUUUGGGACCGGAUAGUUUCAUUCAGAUCGCCCUUCAGUUGGCCUUCUUUAAGCUGCACCUUGAGCCAGCGGCGCAAUAUGAAUCGGCACAUUUGCGCAUUUUCGAUGGCGGUCGAACCGAAACUAUACGUUCGUGUUCCAAUCAAUCCUUGGCCUUCUGCCACUCCAUGCUGGAUCCGGGUUCCCCGGUUCAAGAAAAGGCUGAAAAGCUUCGAGAGGCGGUGAUGUGCCAUCAGAUGUACGCCAAGUUGGCUCUUCAAGGCAGGGGAGUCGAUCGCCAUCUGUUUGGACUAAAGCUCAUGGCCGUGGAGAACUGUCUGCCCAUUCCAGAGUUUUUCACAUCGCCUGGAUAUGUAAAGUCCACUCACUUUCGCAUGUCGACCUCCCAGGUGGCCACGAAAUAUGACGCUUUCAUGGGAUAUGGUCCCGCCGUAGACGAUGGAUACUCCUGCUGCUAUAAUCCACGUGAAAACGAUAUUAUUUUGGCCAUAUCUGCGUGGCGCCAUUGUCAGGCAACAGAUCCCUUUAAAUUGGCCAAGAGCCUUGCGCAGUCCUUUUCUCAAAUGAGAAAUGUUCUGGAAAAUUGUCCGGCCUCGACUGAAAAACCCCUGCAACCUAAUUGCAAGCUAUGAAAAUGUUUUUUUAAAGUCCACAUUCAUAUUUUAAAUUUAAGUAUUUCAUACUAUAAUGCGAUUAACAUAAUAUAAACCUAAACUUUAAGAUU
Drosophila takahashii is the source of this 2130-nucleotide messenger RNA. RefSeq names its product carnitine O-acetyltransferase. Gene Ontology annotation, cellular component: peroxisome. Gene Ontology annotation, molecular function: carnitine O-acetyltransferase activity. Gene Ontology annotation, biological process: carnitine metabolic process, CoA-linked. Lineage: Eukaryota; Metazoa; Arthropoda; Insecta; Diptera; Drosophilidae. The record is from RefSeq and is a predicted model, not a curated record.